AACUUCCGGCUUCCGGCGAGAGGGCCAGAGUGAGUGUUUACACCGGCGGCUCUGCGGCCGGCUGCCUUCCGCGGGACGGGUGAGGGCGCUGGGCCCCGGGCUGCGCGGGCCAAUGUGUGUCGACUAUUUAGCCGGCCCCACGGGAGCGGUGGGUAACCACCAGAUAGUAUCCCUGCCCAUUACUAGUUAUCUGUGACCUUGGCCCAGUGACUUUACCUUUCUGAGUCUCUGUUCCCUCUUCUGUAAAAUGGGAAUGCUCGGAGAACAAUUGUGAGGAUUAAGUGAGAUAUGGAAUAUAAAAAGGCCUGUUCCUUUCCUGUCAUGGAAAGUCUGGAGGUGGCAGGUACUUUGAGGAUGCCUUAAGGUCUGCUGGGCAGCCUCACGGCGUUCUCUUUUUUCUUUCCUAAAAAGGCCACUUUGGAAGCAAUAAUGAUUAUAACACAAACUUGUGUUGUUUUGCAAGAUUCUUCCACCCUCAGUUUCUGAUUUAUUUUCUGGGCGUCCAUAUGGGCCAGGGAGAAAGAGAGAGCGCGAAAGAGAGAGGAUGUCUCUCUCAGACUGGCACCUGGCGGUGAAGCUGGCUGACCAGCCGCUUGCUCCAAAGUCCAUCCUUCGGUUGCCAGAGACAGAACUGGGAGAAGACUCGCUGGGGGGCUAUAGUAUUUCAUUUCUGAAGCAGCUUAUUGCUGGCAAACUCCGGGAGUCUGUUCCAGACCCUGAACUGAUUGAUUUGAUCUACUGUGGCCGGAAGCUCAAAGAUGACCAGACCCUUGACUUCUAUGGCAUUCAGCCUGGGUCCACAGUCCAUGUUCUGCGCAAGUCCUGGCCUGAGCCUGAUCAGAAACCGGAACCUGUGGACAAAGUGGCUGCCAUGAGAGAGUUCCGGGUGUUGCACACCGCCCUGCACAGCAGCUCCUCUUACAGAGAGGCGGUCUUUAAGAUGCUCAGCAAUAAGGAAUCUCUGGAUCAGAUUAUUGUGGCCACCCCAGGCCUCAGCAGUGACCCCAUCGCUCUCGGGGUUCUCCAGGACAAGGACCUCUUCUCUGUCUUUGCUGAUCCCAGUAUGCUUGACACGUUGGUGCCUGCCCACCCGGCCCUGGUCAAUGCCAUCGUCCUGGUUCUGCACUCGGUGGCAGGCAGUGCCCCGAUGCCGGGAGCCGACUCCUCUUCCCGGAGCAUGCCCUCCAGCUCGUACCGGGAUAUGCCAGGUGGCUUCCUGUUUGAAGGGCUCUCAGAUGAUGAGGACGAUUUUCACCCAAGCACCCGGUCCACGCCCUCCAGCAGCACCCCCAGCUCCCGCCCAGCCUCCCUGGGGUACAGUGGGGCUGCUGGCCCCCGGCCCAUCACGCAGAGUGAGCUGGCCACCGCCCUGGCCCUGGCCAGUACUCCGGAGAGCAGCUCUCACACACCAACUCCUGGCACCCAGGGCCAUUCCUCAGGGACCUCACCAAUGUCCUCUGGUGUCCAGUCUGGGACGCCCAUCACCAACGAUCUCUUCAGCCAAGCCCUGCAGCAUGCCCUGCAGGCCUCUGGGCAGCCUAGCCUUCAGAGCCAGUGGCAGCCCCAGCUGCAGCAGCUGCGCGACAUGGGCAUCCAGGACGAUGAGUUGAGCCUGCGUGCCCUGCAGGCCACUGGCGGGGACAUCCAGGCGGCCCUGGAGCUCAUCUUUGCUGGAGGAGCCCCAUGAGGUCCCUGCUCCUCCUGACCCCCCGCAGCUGAGAGGCUGCCUCCUGUGGGAGGCACUUGUGGUGAUGCCUCUGUCUCUCCCUUCCCAAUACACCUGAUGGUCAACUCGC
Molecule: messenger RNA, 1796 nt
Organism: Carlito syrichta (Philippine tarsier)
Lineage: Eukaryota; Metazoa; Chordata; Mammalia; Primates; Tarsiidae
Gene: UBL7
Product: ubiquitin like 7
Exons: 11
Coding region: 545-1687 (380 amino acids)
Biological process (GO): ubiquitin-dependent protein catabolic process
Cellular component (GO): cytosol
Molecular function (GO): polyubiquitin modification-dependent protein binding
Source: RefSeq, a predicted model, not a curated record